This is a messenger RNA of Pogoniulus pusillus (Red-fronted tinkerbird), 1879 nucleotides long. It is a transcript of the gene FAABTP, whose product is annotated as transmembrane protein 19. Gene Ontology annotation, cellular component: membrane. NCBI's taxonomy places the organism in Eukaryota, Metazoa, Chordata, Aves, Piciformes, Lybiidae. Bases 186 to 1274 code for a protein of 362 amino acids. The record is from RefSeq and is a predicted model, not a curated record. The transcript has 7 exons.
AGGCGGGCGAGCGGGCAGGACACGGAGCCGCACUAGGACACACGCCGCAGCCCGAGUAGGGCACGGAGCCGCACUAGGACACACGCCGCAGCCCGACUCGGGCUGAGCCACGCCAGGCCGUACAACACUCCCUCUCUCCUCCACCGGCAGAGACGCGGGCGCGGCCGGGCGGCGGCCGGGGAAGCAUGCGCAGAGCGGCGCCGGGGCGGGCCGGUGGCGGCGCCGGCGGGCCGCGGGAGCAGGCGUGCUUCUUCUCGCUUCCUGUGUCCUGUUACCAGGAGCAUUUCUUCUGGGAGUUCCUCAGGAUGAUGGCGAACAUUGUCGUCCUGAACGUGCUCAUUUGUAUUUCUCUGGUGUUCUGGAUCGUGUCCAUAACUGCAAGUACGUACUACGGUACUUUGCAGCCAAUUUCUCCAUGGCGCUGGCUUUUUUCCAUCUUGGUUCCCCUAAUGAUUGCUACACAGGGCUUUAAGAGGAAGAGUCUUGAUCACAGUGGAGCACUAGGAGGCUUGGUGGUUGGAUUUAUCCUUACAGUUGCAAAUUACAGUUUCUUCACUUCUUUGUUUGUGUUUUUUGUUACUUCUUCAAAACUUACUAAAUGGAAAAAAGAUAUGAAGAAGAAAAUAGAUUCAGAAUACAAGGAAGGUGGCCAGAGGAAUUGGGUGCAAGUCUUCUGUAACGGCGGCAUCCCCACUGAGCUGGCUCUCUUGUAUAUGAUAGAAAAUGGACCAGGUGAAAUUCCAGUAGACUUUUCAAAGCACUACACAGCAUCCUGGAUCUGCUUGGCCCUUUUGGGAGCCUUGGCAUGCUCUGCUGGUGAUACCUGGGCUUCAGAGAUUGGCAGUGUGAUGAGUAAAAGCAAGCCAAGGUUGAUAACCACCUGGGAAAAGGUUCCAGUAGGUACAAAUGGAGCAGUCAGCUUGGUGGGCCUGCUCUCAAGUUGGCUUGGGGGCAUGGCAGUUGGUGCCACUUACUUCAUAACACAGCACAUCGUUGUGAGUGAUCUGGAAACCUCUGCUCCUCAGUGGCCCCUGGUUGUGUUUGGGGCAGCAGCUGGCUUGCUGGGUUCCGUGGUUGACUCAUACCUGGGAGCCACAAUGCAGUACAGUGGUUUUGACCAGAACAUUGGCAUGGUUGUCAACCACCAAACAAAGGAUUCCAAGCACAUAUCUGGCAAACCUAUAUUAGACAACAAUGCAGUGAAUCUUUUCUCUUCUGUAAUCGUUGCUUUGAUGCUUCCGUGCAUGGCCUGGUGCUUCUGGCCUAGGGGGUGAAAUGACUGAAGGUUGUCUGCAUGUGGUUCCUCUGUGUUCAGUCUUAUUCAAAGGCUCUGAAGAGUGCUCUUUGAACUGGCUUGAAGGGAGGGAUCUGAAACUUUCAGAGAGCCAAAGGACUUUUCAUCUCAAGGCUGUAAACUUCGUAUGGCAGUUGGCAUCUCUCAGAGCAAGGAAGGGGUCUUGUCAGUGUGGAUGUAGAUCGUUGCUAAGUGAGGUGAGGCAUUGCCUUUAUCCUUAUGGAGAUGAAAGGUUGCUUGGUGUCUGUGUUCUCUCCAGCUCCCAGCAUCUGGAAGGGAAAAAAAAAAAACAGAACAGAAGCCUAAUGUGCAUCUGUCAGUGCCUUGUGGCUGUUCUGUAUGCCACAGCUUUGUAUUGGCAGUGGUCAGGGGGGUGAAGUGGUGAAUUCUGGUACUUGCCAUAAGCUACACUACAUCAGGUGUUCUCUAAGUGUGUUGGGGGGUGUGGGAGGAGGGAAGGGAAAACUAAGCCUUGUUGCCUGUUCUGUAUCCUGUCUGCACAUCCCUGAGGUGUGGUAAAAGUGAUACCAUCACAUGAUGUUGGAAGCAAAAGAUGGAAUUUGAAAUAAAAACUCCAGAACAAUA